Messenger RNA from Lymnaea stagnalis (great pond snail), 14824 nucleotides. The record is from the annotation of a GenBank genome assembly. Lineage: Eukaryota; Metazoa; Mollusca; Gastropoda; Lymnaeidae.
AUUGUAUCGUACGACUACAGUUAGAUGAAGCCAUGGAAUGUUUCGCAAUAUAUUUCACAGAAAAAGGUAAAAACACAGUCACCAAAAUACAUUUAUUUCAGGAAAACGUUCUCUGACUUUUAUUUAAAUAAUCUAUCACUUUAGCGUUUGCUAUUCAAAAAUAGAGAUUUUUUUUUUUAGAUGAAUAACUAUUCGUCCCGUUUUAGUAGUUCUACUCAUGAGUUCGUAGUAUUUAUUUAUAGUAUAAUGUAUAGUAAUAGUAAUAGUUAUACUAAAUAUUUAUUACUAAUUACUACAUUAUAGUAUCAUACUCUGUGGCACUGUGUAAUUACUCAUGAUCAUCAGAUCUUGGUCUUGAUAAUCAUGUUAUUUAUUGUUAUUGAUUAGUCAGUGAUAAGCCAGAUAAGAUUCUUUUAUUAAUCCAUAUAAUAUAAAUGGAAAUGAUUAUUUUUUUCAUUACAUGUGAUGUAGGCUACAUAUUAAUUUCAGCACUUAGAUGAACAUGACAACAUUUUUAAAUUUAAACUAGAUCAAUUUAAACAAUUUAUUUAAUUUAAUGAUUAAUGUAAAUGAAAAGAAUAUUUUUAAUGUAAUAUUAAAUAUGUAAACUUAAUCAAAUCAAAGUCAAAAGAGCUUGAGUUUAUGUUUAUGACAGUUAUCAUGUUUCCCAGGCCUAGGGUAACGAUGAAUGGCUUAGAGCAGCAUAGGCAUAAGUAUAAGUAGUGAUAAGACUACUGUCUUUUCUGUUUGCGCACAUCCACAAAUUUUCUACAAAUUCUGCAUGUGGAUACCAGUGAUAGAGAAAUUUGAAUCAAUGAUCAAUAAAGUUUUGUUGAUGGAACACAACAGAGUGUUUGUAGAAAUAGUAUCUGAUCUGAUUUAUGUUUCCAUAAGCGCGCCCAUCCGUUGGUGACAUUAUGUGAACCUGAUAGAAUAUAUCUCUUUAUGAGCUCCUGUAAAGUGAUCUCACACUGGUCUGGCUUUUCAACAAGAAAACAGCGCCCACCACCUCUUUCAAUGCUAGCUAUCGACGGUGGUUUUUCCCGUAAAAUAGUGCAUGAGACCCCAAAAACACGAUUUUCAAAUAGCCAAUGCUGAAGUGGUAGAUUACCUUAAUAAGUAAGGUCCAUAUUGAUAAAUAAGGCCUACACUACAUACCAAAAAUUGUUUGCAGCUCCAUGCAAAAUUUGAGCUUUGUUGGUAUGUUGAAAAUUAUUCAUUUUAAUUUCAUUAGAAAAAAAUGCACACAGCCAAUUUUGCACUUGGGUUUAAUGAUGAUUUCCUUUAAAUAAUUUGUUCUUAAUUGUUUUCAAUGAAUAAUAGAAUCUAUAUACCUGGAGAAAAUUAUAAAAAUAUCCUAUCACCCGCUCAUAACCCCACUUUUUCCCCUCAAAUAUUUCCCAAAAAAGUCAACAACUGUAUUAUUAAAUUUAUUUUAUAUACUCACAACCUGGCAACACAGACAUAUUAUUUUGUAAUAGUCUAGCCCAGGGGUCAGAAACCUAUGCGACAUAUGGCAGACGUUGUAAGCAGAUAGACAGAAAAAUUAAUAACAAAAUGAUUAAAUAAAUGUUUCAUCAAGUAGACUUCUAGGUUGUUGGCUGGCAGAACGAAUUAGAAAUCCAACUCUGGCACAAUAAUACCAAACGAUUGCUGACAUGGCCUAGCCUUAUGAUAUAAUUUUUUAAAAAAAUAGCAUAAUCUAGCCUAGACCUGCUAUCAAUAUUAUAGUUUAAUUGUCCUUUGACUAAACAGUUCAAUCGUGUCAUGUUGCAACAAGAGGGCACACCAUUUUUAAGGGCUAGCUGUAAGCUCUCAAAAGAAAAAAUGCUUCUAUCGUUAUAAGAAGCUGAGUUAUGAAUUUUUUGUGAAGUUUAUGACUUAUAAAGAUACUCAACUUUUGAAUAUUAUGCCAAAACUUGUGACCAUCUUUUGGCAUUCUCUAAAUCAUUUUGUAUAAAAUAAAAAUAUUUUUCAAGAAACUUGUUGCAAAUUGUCAUUAGAAUUGCAGUAUACAAAGCAUCUCACAAAAAAAGUCACGUAUGAUGAGCAAUAUUUAUUUUUAUGAUAUGCGAGGAAUACUUCCUUCUUUAAAUCCCAAAUUAUGGUUAAAACAAGUCAUUUUCACAAAUCAAGAAAGAAAUCGAUGAAGAACUGAGUAUAUCUUUAAAGUUCAUUUAUUCAAAAUAUCCUUAAGAACAAUAAUUUUGUGAUUUUUAUAAUUUUUUUUCCUCUUAAUUCCCCCUACUGAUAUUUGGAUAGAAAUAAAAGUUAGAUACAAAUUUAGUUGUGUAAAGGCGCUUUGAGCCUUUGGGGAUGAAGCGUGUUUUUGAAAUAAAUUUUAGUAUUAUUAUUAUUAUAUUCUUGUAGGGAAUUGAAUAAACUAAUAUGAACUUCACUUAGUAACUUGUAACAAUAAAUAUGAAUAAAGUGUUCAUAAAUGUCACUCAAGUGUUUAUAAAUAUGACUAGAGUGUUAUGAAGCCUUAAAUUUUUCUGUCCCAAAGUUGCACACAAAAAUUAUAUACCACCUUCAUUUCAACAAAAUAUCAAAAAGCUCACAGCUUAUAUGCAGGUACUGAGGAGCAAUAACAAUCUAAGCAUAAUCUCUCUCUAAGCUCACAGCUUACAUGCAGGUACUGAGGAGCAAUAACAAUCUAAGCAUAAACUCUCUCUAAGCUCACAGCUUACAUGCAGGUACUGAGUACUGAGGAGCAAUAACAAUCUAAGCAUAAUCUCUCUCUAAGCUCACAGCUUACAUGCAGGUACUGAGGAGCAAUAACAAUCUAAGCAUAAUCUCUCUCUAAGCUCACAGCUUACAUGCAGGUACUGAGGAGCAAUAACAAUCUAAGCAUAAUCUCUCUCUGUGAGUGUUAGUUAGACACUGUAAAGUUGGACAUUAAACUUAAGUUCACAAUGAAUACAAUAAUCAUACAAAUAUUUAUCAUUGGAACAUUCCUUCAAACAAGUAAAUGGCAAUAAAAUGAUCCCAUAGUGUCCCACCCACAAUUUUGUUUAGCUGUGACAAAUUACAACUUAGUAUUCAGAAGUAUAAUAGGCUGACUCUGUAUGCUUCUUUUGUCACGGUUAUUCGUCUAUAUUAACAUAUCAUUAUCAAGAAAAAUGUAAAUGUAUUUUUUGCUUACUUAUGGUAUAGAGUAUAACUAGGAAGAAAUGUGUCUGUGUUGUUGUAGAAGUAUAUGUAUGUAGAUGUAUAUCCUCUGCAGAUUAAAAUUAUAUCUUUUCUUAAUACUAAUUUAAUUAGUAAUUUUACCAUAAGGACAAUUUUAAGCUUGGAAUCAUAGUACACUUGAUUUAUCUGGUUUCCAACUUAUUUUAAAAUUUGACAUAACUUGUGAGUUUUCAGGUGAAAUCUUAAAGGCAAAACUCAAUCAUUUGACCUUGAUUUUAUCUGAAGAUUUCUCCCUAGGUUGGAUUGUUAUCUGUUAUCUGAACUUUGAACUACCUGAAUGAAGACAGAUUUUUUUCUUAUCUCUUAAAGAAAGUCCAUACAGCUAAAUGUUAUAUGUAUCAGUGCAUAUAGUUCUAAGACAAAGCACUUCACUGUAAAAAUUAUAUGUAUCAGUGCAUGGAGUUCUAAGACAAAGCACUUCACUAUAAAAAUUAUAUGUAUCAGUGCAUGGAGUUCUAAGACAAAACAGGUUAUAAGAUAAAAGAUACUAUGCCAAAUACUAAGCAAAAUAUAAAUAACAUAGUUUUUAUUUCUUAGAAGAGGGAAAAAUAGAGCUAGGGAAGGUAAAAUUAGCAUCCACAUUCAUUUAAAUAUCUAUUAUAUGUGUUCCUUGAAAAUAUUUUUGUUAAAAGUUGUUUAGUUGAAUUUAUAUCUAUUCUAUCUUGUUCAUGAUGUGUUACAUAAUUGAUCCUGUUUUAAUGAAUCAUAACCAGUAUUUUAACACAUUACCAUAAUUAUUUUCAACUAUUAACAAUUGACAGGUUUGAAAAUGUAAGAGGAAGUAGAACUAGUUUAUCGGCAUCUAUUGAAUAGGUUCAAUUUAAUCCAAGCAUGGACUUCCCUCUUGUCAAUGGCAACUCAUCUGAUGUGAGCAUUGAGGAGGAUAGUGCAGCAAUCGUCAAGAAUGAUUCUCAUCAUAGCAGUCUGGUUAACGGACAUCGCAAUGGAAGCCCUGAUUCUUUUAAUGAUAUACAGGGUAGACUGGGUAAGUUAUUGUAGAUUAUUUCAGUUUUGUCUAUGGUUAAAUGGUGAACAAUUCUUGUACAGACCUUGAUUCCAAUGGUAGACAUAUAGCAAAGCCUUAGUUCCUUUUAUUCAUUAUCUUAUGAUCAUUUAGACAUCUUAAUAUACUUUGUAUUGUUUACAUUUGUACAUCUUUAUCAUCCUUUGAUUUAUUCUGUAUAUUUUAGACACCUUUAUUAGGUACGUCAAAAUGAUUUUUCAAAACAGUCUUAUAGCUAUAUUUUAUACUGGUACAAGUGUUAUGUCAAGAAUUCAUGAUUCUAAGAACAUGGAUAUCAAACUUGUUCAUAUAACUGAAUGAUUUUAAAAAGUUAUGCAUUUUUAAAAAUCUUUGUAUUUUGACAUAAUUUGUCUUUGCCACCAUCAGAAGGGCCAUCUUCAUAAGGUUAUAUCUGUACAAGUAAAUCAAUUAAACUCACCCAGCACAGACUCAAUUAAAGUCAAACAUAAUUAAUUCUUUAAAUUUUAAUCUAAUAAAAAUGGUGUUUCUUCACAUUUUUGAAAACAACAGAAAAAACAAUUAAAUUUAAAAACUAGCACUUAGCUGAAAAGUAGUAUCCGAGAGGCAGCAAUAGAAUUCUUUUGCUGCGUCUCUUUUGCAAUUUUCACUACACUAUCCAUGACAUUUUGCAGUGUAUCAUCUUUGAGCUGAUAAAUUAUACAAUGAUACACUUGAAUGUCUGGAAAAUCAUUGUCAGCCAUCAGCAAACCAAUCAGACCAACUCUCCUUCCUACCAUUUCUGGAGCACCAUCUGUUGUAACUGAAAUAAAUUUCUUCAAAUCAAUACUAUUCUUUAAUAGAAAUUCCUUCUGUGCCUUAUAUACACCCACCCCACGGGUUGUAUUUUUCAAUAGUAUUAGUGCCAAUAAUUCUUCUUUAAAUCGAUCUUCCGUGUCAAAUCCAACCCAAAAAAUAGUUUGGACUGUGUCACUGAUAUCACAUGAUUCAUCCAAUGCAAGACUAAGACAGGUAGAUUACAAGACAAGAUAUGUUUAUUUCAUUGCAAUCUAUUAUUAGGCUUAUAGUUACCUGCUCCCAUGACUUGUUAUUUUCCUCUUUCAAAACAUGGAGUUGAAGAAGUAAUUUCUUGGUGAUGACCUGGGUAGGCAAUUAUGGCCUUCUUCCUUUCCCACUAGCCAGAAAAGUCCUCUCUAGAGUAGAGCAGUGCAUUGUUCACCAUCUAACAAAAUUAAACAUACCGGUAUUAUAAAUGAUAAUUAAUAGAAAUUACUUUAAGCUACAAAUAGUGUAUUUCUUUGUUAAUGGUCUGUAUAUAUGUCAACAAAACCAUCCCGUAACUUUACGAGUUUUUCUACUUUUAAAACAUUCAUUGUUUGUUUACAUUGCUAACAAAAUUACGAUCACGCGACCUUUUAUAUUUAUGAAAAUUGAAGCUGAUAAUAUCAUUUACAAGCUAUAAAAAUUAGUUGUCAGUUAUUUUCAAAUUACCCUCUUUCAGAAAAGACAAGAACAUUUUUAAUUGAGUAUUCAGAAAAAAAUAGAGAAAGGGGUGGGGGGUAUUUUUUUAACUUCAUCUGACAAAAGCCAAAAAUGAUUUCAAUGCGUGACAAAGUCAACGUCAUUAUAUCUACGAUAAUACAGAAUUCACAUAGCAAUAAACAAGUAAAACAUAACUGACAAAGUUUUACACUACAUAAUUACAUGUUUUUAAUGAUUUUACUUACCUAAUAAGCCUUUAGUAUUGGCUACCGUAAAAAAAAAUUAAUUGGUUGACAGUCGAUAAAAAGAAUCAUUGUGAUGGUUUUCAUGCAACAAAUGUAAUCUAUUUGGUUAUGUCAACAACAAAGAAAAUUACACAGAAUUAGAAGGCUUAGAAAAUAUACUUUUUAAUGGUACCAUUUUGAUUAGUAUACGACCAUUUUAAUGCUAGAAAACAUUAAGUGAAUAGCUACCAAAUAGAGAACUUGAGACAAAAAACUAAUUUUUAAGCCAGUUUGUGGUACCUACCUUUAGCAUACUUUGUUUUGUGUAUAUUUUAGACCUCUUUAUUACAAAUUAGAUUGCACAAACCACUAGCUUCCAUGGCAUUGAUCAACGUUUGAUUAAUCAGAAAUGAGCAGCAUGAAAUCACUAUCAACAUGCCAUCACUAUCAACAUGUCAUCUUUAUCACCUUGACAUCACCACCAACACGACAUCACUAUCAACAUGAAAUCACCAUAACGUCUUUAUCACUGUAACAUCUUAUCACCACGACAACCUUGUUUCUGAUUAUCUUAAAUGAAUUAAAUUUGAUUUCCAAUGAAUGAACUGAGCUUUAUUUCCCAACAGCCAUGCCACUCUUUGGAAUGGACAUUGGAGGAACUCUCACCAAACUCGUCUACUUCGAACCAGCUAAUUUUGAUGAAUUUGACUUCGCUGAACGUGAAACAUUGAAAACAAUUCACAAAUAUCUCAUCGGGAACACUGCUUACGGUAAAACUGGAAUAAGAGAUGUUCAUUUAGAACUGGGGAAUCAGACUAUAUGUGGCAGGACGGGCAAGAUUCACUUCAUUAGGUUCCCCACUGCUCAAAUGUCUGCCUUUAUUGAACUGGCAAAACUUAAAAACUUCUCUGGAUUAGCCAGCGGCAUCUGUGCUACAGGAGGAGGAGCCUACAUGUUUGAGGAAGUCUUUGCCAAAGUAGGUCAUUCUUAUACAAAAAUCCUAUUUGUUAGCUGCGGAUGUUUAUUGAAUUUAUAGAAAACGGCUUUAUUUAAUUUUAACAUUUAAAGAAAUUGAACACAUAAUCAGUAUAAGCUUUAUAUAUGUUUCUCAUGUUAUAUACCUUUUCAUUAAUAUGUAAAAAAAAAAAAAAAAAAGUAAAUAUAUUUCUGUGAGUAUUAAUUCUCCAAAUGUUAUUGUUCGUCAGAUUUGUAAUUGUGCUGAUUAAUUUUAUAUUUACUAUUUAAAAUACUAAACAAUUUUUUUAUUGAAACACUUUUGAAACACUUGCAGGAAGUUUUACUCCAACUUCACAAGUAUGAUGAAUUGGAUUGUCUGCUUAAAGGCAUUCACCAUAUAGACCGCCACAAUCCCUGUGAAUGUUAUUACUUCAGCAAUCCCCGAGACACAGAGUGCUGUGACAAACUGCCGUUCAACUUCCACAACCCUUACCCUUACCUUGUCGUCAACAUCGGCUCCGGGGUCAGCAUAUUGUCAGUUCGCUCAAAAACAGACUACAACAGAGUUUCUGGUACCAGGUAUAAAAGAGUAGAAUGUUUAAGGUCUUGGUCUUCUUAAACAUUAGAACCUAUUUGAUCCUAUCUAACUCAUCGUACAGCAAAAGAUUUAAAUUAAAGCUGAGAUUUUGAAAAAAUAUGCAACUGUAAGUCUCUGUGACCGUAGUUGAUUUCUGUGACCUAGUUGACUAGUUGAUCAAAAUGUUACCACAUUCGAACAGCCACAAAGUACACAUGAUGCUAAUUCAAUUGUAUUUUAAAAUGUUACAUUUACAAUAAAAACAUUUUUUAAAGGAUUUGUAUGAUAUAAUGUUUGCUAACUUAUCAAAUGAAUGCAAUGCAAGCGCCAGAUGAGUCUUUAGAAAUCACUGAAGCUUGUCCAAGUCAACAAUUUACAUAUAAAGGGUUUCUAAAUUUAGCACAGAAGGCAUUAUUCAUUUUUCAAAAUCAAUUAUUAAAGUUCAGUGGCUGAGACUUUGAGCCCAUUGAUUAUUUAUGGUUGGCAAAAUCAUGGAAUUUUUUUUUAAUAAGGAAAUUGAAAACCUUGGUUAAGUCUUACAAUAUUAUUUACAAAGUAGAUCAGAUUCAUGUUCAUCUUUUAAUAACCUGCAAAAACUUAUCAAUGAAGAGAAACGUGGUCAUACAAUAAUAAUGAAAUAAACAAGGAUAAUGAUAUAAUUCUUUUUUCUCGAGUCUUAGAUAUAUAUAAUACAGAUUUGUUUCUUUAUUAUAGAUGACUUUAUUCAUGAAAUUUAUUAUACUUAUCAUCUAAUUUCUAAACUGCACUUGACACUGAAAGAACUUCUUCCCAGUAAUGUUCCACACUGAAAGUGUUUGGGCUUGUUCUUAGAUCACAUGAUUGUCUUGGUCUUGGUUGUAAGUGUGCAGCUUCCUGUAACUUGUAGCACAUUAUUAAUCAUCAAAACUUGCCCAGAUCAAAUGUCAUGAACGUACCAAACAAUGUCAGCCAAGUAUUCCACCUCUAUGCAAACAGGAAAAACAGGAUUACCGGGAGAGAGAACUAUGAAUUAUAGCUUGGCCAGAUAUUAUUAUUUAGCAUAGUUUGGGAACCACUGAGUCCAAUUCUGUUCCAAUGUUUGUCCACAGUUUAGGUGGAGGAACAUUCCUAGGUCUUUGCUGCCUGUUGACAGGUUGUGAAACAUUUGAGGAAGCCAUCGGGCUAGCAUCCCAAGGGGACAGUCGAAAUAUUGACAAGUUGGUGAAAGACAUCUACGGUGGUGACUAUGGCAAGUUUGGCCUGAAGGGGGACACUGUUGCAUGCAGGUGAGACUGUUCUUCCCAUCUGUCCUGGUCAAUCAUUUAUGCAACAUGUUAAACUUUUCUCUCAAUAAAUAAAGAUUCUACUUGCACUAUACAAUAUUAUAGAUUUGCAGUUAUGAACAGUUUUGGUCAGAUGAUCAGUUAUCUGUAACACUUUAUUGGUCUAACAGUUUUGGUCAGAUGAUCAGUUAUCUGUAACACUUUAUUGGUCUAACAGUUUUGGUCAGAUGAUCAGUUAUCUGGAACACUUUAUUGGUCUAACAGUUUUGGACAGGUGAUCAGUUAUCUGUAACACUUUAUUGGUCUAACAGUUUUGGUCAGAUGAUCAGUUAUCUGUAACACUUUAUUGGUCUAACAGUUUUGGACAGAUGAUCAGUUAUCUGUAACACUUUAUUGGUCUAACAGUUUUGGACAGAUGAUCAGUUAUCUGUAACACUUUAUUGGUCUAACAGUUUUGGUCAGAUGAUCAGUUAUCUGCAACACUUUAUUGGGUUAACAGUUUUGGUCAGAUGAUCAGUUAUCUGGAACACUUUAUUGGUCUAACAGUUUUGGACAGAUGAUCAGUUAUCUGUAACACUUUAUUGGUCUAACAGUUUGGUCAGAUGAUCAGUUAUCUGUAACACUUUAUUGGUCUAACAGUUUUGGUCAGAUGAUCAGUCAAGAGAAAAGAGAUGCAGCCAGAAAAGAGGACCUGGCCAGAGCAACACUGGUCACAUUAACCAAUAACAUUGGUUCUAUAGCAAGGAUGUGUGCCAAGACGGAGGUAAGUCUGAUCUCCUCUUCUUCUUCUUCUUAUAUUUGAGGUGCCCACGAUCAAUUUGUUGAUCAUUCUGGCUCCUGGUUUAAAUUCAGAGUUUGCCUUCUCUUAGAUGGGUUGGGCAGGUUCCGAUCGCUCAGGGUAGAUGCCGGGGUGCUUGGGAUGAUUUGCUUUUGGUGGGGAUUGAACUCCAGACCACCAGCUGUUUGGUUUGAGACCGUUUAGACCGCUCGGCCACCCAGCACCCAGUAGUGGGGCUUGUAACAAAACUCAGGAGAAACCACAAGACAUUCAUUUUAGCUUAUUAUGAAAUGGGAUAUACAGGUAUGUUCAAAACACUGCCCACAGGUGUCAUUUUCACGGUUUUGUUAAAAGUUGAAGUAUGUUAUCAGCCGGCAAUAUAAAAACAAUACUGUCAUAUUUUAAUCAACUGACAGGGCUUGUUUAAAAAUUAGUAGCAGUAUUCGAUAGUUGUCAUACCGGUGGGAAUAUAGUGUAGUUCCAGGAUUAAAAUUUGGGAAAUAAAUUUCCUGUUUUAUUUAUUGAAUGGUAAAAAAAUAAAUUAGUUGUAGUAACACUUUGAAAAAAAUCAUUGAAUUAUUAAAAAUGAUAAUUUUUUUAUACUUCAAAAUUGAUCAGUUUAAAGUUGGAGAAUAUCCUCAUUUGAUCCUAAUUAAGUUAGUGUUUUAAUAAUAUUUAACCGAACUGUUUCAGUUAUAAAUAUUUUAAAAAGGGUAGCUACUGAACCAACCACUCGAGAAUUGGUUUCUCUAUUUCAAAUUUGUUGUUUACAUAAUCACUUUUUAAAAAGAAUAUUGAACUUUUUUCUCCUCAGAAAAUUGAACGUGUUGUUUUUGUUGGUAAUUUUUUGAGAGUAAAUGAGAUAUCCAUGAAGCUCCUGUCUUAUGCAAUGGAUUAUUGGUCUGAUGGAUCUCUCAAGGCACUCUUCCUGCAACAUGAAGUAGGUUAUCCUUGUUUGAGCCAUACGGCCAAGGCUUAAAAACGUAGUAUUUAAAGUAAUGUUUAAGUCAGUGUUGGAGUUGUCAUGUAAUUUGAAUAAGUCUAAUCCAAUAGGCUAGUCAUAGUUUACUGCAGCCUAAUGAGUUCUGGUCUAUCUUUUCUAAUCUUCUUGCAUUUUGUUACAGGGGUACUUUGGCGCCAUGGGCUGUCUUUUAGAAUAUCUACAACUCAAUAGUUAACAUAUUCAGAUCAAAUCAACAUAUUCAAAUAACCACCAAACAGUCUGGACAUUUGCUUAGUACAAGGAACCCCUGAAUGAGCAUACAUUGUGAGAACCCCUGAAUGAGCUUACAUUAUGUGAACCACUGAAUCAGCUUACCUUGUGCAAUCCCUGAAUCAGCUUACAUGUCAAUUGUUUGAGAUUAAGAGUCAAAAGUUAUACAAAGUGUUAAAUUGCUAUAAAUAGAGAUCAAAAUAAUCAGUGUCAGACUGGUUGAAUUUUUAUAAAUUUAUAUAUAUCAGCACUUUCAAGCAACCAAAUGGUGAUAGGUCUGGAAAGUCGUGUGACAGCAUCAGAAAAGCUAGCAUGCUAUAUGUUACUUAAAUUACUGUAUCAUGUUUUGGUUUUGUUAAAUGAGAUACACAUAAGGACUGAUUAAAAUUACAUUUUAAAUGACAACAAUCAUGCCAACUAUGACAAUAAUCAUGCCAAAUAUGCCAUUGUAUCAAUUUGUUCGCAAACAACAAACAACUCAAAGUCAAUAAUCUCCUUUAAUCCUACAAAAAACUGUCAUUAGCAAAAGUCAGUUGAUUUUCACAUGAAUUUUAAUUGUGCAUUUCAUUUUUUUUAAAGUGAUAACAUAUUUAUUUAUUUAUAUUAUAUAGUUCAACAAAUAUGGAUCUCUAUAUUAUGGUCUGUAGUAAGCUCAAUUUUUCUGCCAGACUUGAGUAUAAGCAAGUUUUUUUUGUGGAAUAGCACUGUGUGCUCUAUAUAUUGCCUGGUUAUGUUAAGUGCUGUGGGUAUGAUUUUAUAAAAUUAUUUAUUUAGUGAGAAUAUUGGUUCGGUACAUGAAGGGGGAAUAUUUCUCUUGUUGAAUAUGGGUCCAAACAACAGAGCUAUCAUUCAUAGUUGGAGAAAUGUACAAUUUUAUGCAAAUGUGUACAUUGUCUUGAUUCCUGGUGAAUUUAAAUAAAUAUUUUAUUCCUGGUUACCUAAGUUAUUGUAAUGUGAAAUGUUAUCUUUCUUACAACUAACUUUUGUUCAGCACAAUAGUUAAAAUAUUAGAUUUUUAAAUGCAAUAUUUGUACCGUAGUACAAGUGAUCUGUACUUGCAAGCAAUUCUGUCUAGACAAGAAUUGAUUUGUUUCUUUCUACAAAUACAAACAACAUUUUUGAUGUUAAGAUCCUAAAUUUAACAGACAUGAAUAUUUUUUUGCUAUUAAUUAUUUACCUAUUACUAUAAGUGAAAAAAUUCAGAUUAAUCAAAUUAAAUGUGUAGCUACAAAUCUUGUUUCAACCCAGAUAAAUCAUAUGAAAUGUGUAGUUACAAAUCUUGUUUCAGCCAGAACCAAUUUAUUUUAAGUAGUAUUUUUUUAAAUUUACAUUUAAUUGAAAUGACAUUGGUACACUAUGAAUUAUUGUAAUUGUAUGCAUCUAAAUCUGAUUGAGUUAAAAAAAUGUGUAGCACAUUUAAAUAAGGGCCAUUGAGAGUGUCAUUUUUAUUUCACAAUGUGUGUCCAGGGGAUUAUGGGUUUAAGCGAUGGGGCCGGGGUGCGGAUGCUUGUGAGGUUAUAUUUGAGGGGGGUGUAAAAAAUCUACAAAAUUUGCAUGACAUCAUUAAUAAAUGGCCCCUAAGUCGAUUUUUGUUUUUUUAAAGCUGGAAAAUUUGUUGUACGUUUAGAAUUUAUUCAUUAUGGAUGUCAGCUCCAAAAACUAUUAAAUCAAUAUGACCAUGGAGGAUUUUCACAAAGUAUUAUGAUGAUUUUUUUUUAAUAAUGUUAUUUUAUUUUUAACAAUUGGUCCUAUUGACCUACCGCAUUGAAGUAAGAAUAUGCUGCAGUAUCGAUAUCGGACAUUCCUUUGAACAGAAAUUAACUAUAUCAAUAUUUUACUUGUUUCUUCUGCAUUUUCUUAUUGUUGAAUGGACCUAACAUUAAAAUUUGUCUGUCAUUUUAACACCUUAAGUUUGAAAAUCAUAAAUAUUUUGGGUGCUUGGAAUCAUUAUACCGAUACAUGGGAUUAUGAAAAAAAAGAAAUUAAGGAAACAAAAGAUUUCAACUGAAUUAUUUUUCCCAUAAACUAUGUAAUGACUUAUUCAACAUGCAGUUUGGAAGACAUGUGAAGACAAAUUUUCUGAGUAUGGAAGUGUCCUCUUAAAAUUCACCUUUUUUUAGUACCGGUAACAAAAUAAAAUACAUCAAAAUUUAUGCCAGGCAUAUAACUAUAAAAUAUAUACAUAAUAAUUAUAUGUUGUAAUUCUAAGACUGCAAUAGUUAGACAUGGAAUACUCAUACAGGUUCUUUAAUACUUGCUAUUAUUAAUAACCACUCAUAUAAUAUAAUGGUGCUGUUUGGUCUAAAAUGCUGGUUGGUGGUUUGAAGUACUUGUUUUAUUUCUUUAUGUACACACCAUUGCUCAUUAAAUAUGUUAAAGCAAUGUCAUGUCAUUGUUUUGUGAGUUCAAAAGAUACACACCUUUUAUCAAAAGAAAUUAUUAUUAAAAUAAAUUGGUUUUAUUUUGGUGCUACAUUACGUCAAAGUCAUUUUCUUAUCAUUUACCUCUUAACACUUGGCUAUAGUUUGAGAAGAAAUUAACAUUGUAUUUCAAUUUAUGAGUAAUCUGAGGCCUCAACUCAGGCAGUCUUCCACUUCCAGUAUGUCUAUGAUCGGUGGGGCCAAUGGAUGCUGCUAUAAACUAUAAUUAUUGUCAACGCAAGUAUCCUCCCAGUCUUAAGCACAACGCUUGGCAUUUGUUCUGUGAAAUUAUUACAGCAGUAACAUGUUGAGAUAAGGGUUUGUCUUAAACAAGCUGGUCGUGUGUGCCAAAGAAACAAUGCCUGAAAAACAUUCAUGAAAUUAGCACUAACACUGGUAAGCUUGGGAGAUGUUAUAAUUAAAAAUGUGUCUCCCGACUAUAACUGUAAAAAAGAAACUUUAAACUUUUUUUAUGUGACCACUUCAACCUUUUAAUACAAGUUGCAGGAUUACAGAGUUUUUCUUGUUUCACCAUGUUAUCAGAUUUUACUUUUAUUAGUUUUUGUUUGAAUAGAAAUGUCUUAGUAUUUGUGAAUGUAUUUCAUCCAUGGUGAGUGGAGAGAGAGACACACAAUGCUUGUUCUACUGCAUGUGAUAAAGAAUUUCUGCUCACAUAUUCUGGUUAUUCCAGCUCAAUAUGAAGCGAAAGUUUAGUUCAGAAACCACAUUUAUUGACAUCUGCUGUCAACGGUUACAUGAGUUCAGAGAUAGAACUUCAUGGAAACUACACUGCCAAUGUUUUUUCUAAUGCUACAUUUAUUUAUUUUUUAUUUUUUUAAACUAAGAAGCACAUUACACACUAAGCAAAAAAUCUGUAAGUCUACAUUUAAAAAUAAAAGAACAGUUGGUCUAGACUUAUUACAUGGAUAGGUACCGUAUACAUAUAAAAGUUGGACUAAAUUUAUUACAUGGAUAGGUACCGUAUACAUAUAACAGUUGGACUAGACUUAUUACAUGGAUAAGUAUAUUUAGAAAAAUUGUUCUAGACAUAUUACAUGAAUAGGUAUGCCUAGAACCACAGGUCAAGACAUAUAUCAUGAAUAAAAACAUAUCAAUAUUGUACAUGGGGACAGGUUUUGUAUUCCUUGUAAGUAAUCAGAGCUGCACCACUUAUUAUUGGCUGACAUGUUUAUUUAAAAUACCUUUAUUAUUAUCCUGACUUUUAUUCUGUAAAUAAAAAGGUGAACAUGAAUAACAAAAGUUUUUGUUUGAAAUAUAUUUCUAAUGUCUCCAAUGGGGGCGAGGAAAAAUAAAUUGUGGGUUUGAGAGUUACAUUUCUAAUGUCUCCAAUGGGGAGGAGGAAAUACAUUUUGUGUUUGAGAGUUAUAUUUCAAAUAUUCUUUUAUUCCAAUGGAGUGAUUUCUUUUACAGGUUAACUGUUAGUUAAAUAGUUCAAUAAACUUUUCGUUAAAUUUUUCAAUUAGUUGUUAGUUACAGAUAGACCACUAAUAUUGAAAUGGCUAGAAAGACUUUGACUUGGUAUGCUUGUAAUAAGUUUUUGUAGUGUUGCGUUUGUUUUAAAUAUGGUAAAUUAUAUAUAUUUUUGUUGUUGUUGACUUUGUACCCCGCUUCGAGCCUUUGGGGAUGAAGCGUGUUUUUGAAAUAAACUUUAUUAUUAUUAUAUUAUUUGUCAAUAAACAGUUAGUUACAAAUAGACCAAUUACCUUUCAAUAAACU